Messenger RNA from Octopus sinensis (East Asian common octopus), 1252 nucleotides. RefSeq names its product arginine kinase Oct f 2. Bases 51 to 1100 code for a protein of 349 amino acids. Gene Ontology annotation, molecular function: creatine kinase activity. Gene Ontology annotation, biological process: phosphocreatine biosynthetic process. The record is from RefSeq and is a predicted model, not a curated record. Lineage: Eukaryota; Metazoa; Mollusca; Cephalopoda; Octopoda; Octopodidae. The transcript is spliced from 6 exons.
GCAUCUGACAAUUUUACCCCAAUACUUGGAAUAUUAACUAAGUUAUAACUAUGGCUGACGGAGACGAAUUAUUCGCACUUAUUCAGGGUGCCAAGGACUGUCAUUCUUUAUUGAAGAAACAUCUCACUAAGGAACGUUAUGAAAAAUUGAAAAAUUUGAAGACCAAGUUUGGUGGUACUAUUGCAGAUUGCAUCCGUUCAGGUUGCAAAAACCCUGACAGUGGUGUAGGUAUCUACGCUAGUGAUCCUGAUGCAUACACUGUAUUUGCUGAAGUCCUUGAUGCCGUUAUCAUGGACUACCAUAAAAUUGAUAAAGUCACCCACCCAGUUCCAGACUUCGGUGAUGUCAAUAACUUGAACAUCGGUGAUCUUGAUCCAUCUGGUAACUUGAUUGUAUCUACACGUGUCCGCGUAGGCAGGAGCCACGAUAGUUUUGGCUUCCCACCAGUUCUUAAGAAAGAGGAUCGUGUUAAAAUGGAACAAGUAUCCGUUGAGGCUUUGAAAUCCCUUGAAGGUGAAUUGGCUGGUAGCUAUUACCCCCUCAGCAACAUGACUCCUGAAGUUCAGAAGCAACUGACUGAUGAUCAUUUCCUCUUUAACGACUCUGACAGAUUCUUGAAGGCAGCUAGUGGUUAUGAUGACUGGCCUACUGGCAGAGGCAUCUACUUCAGUGCCAAUAAGACCUUUUUGUGUUGGGUCAAUGAGGAAGAUCAUCUUAGGCUGAUUUCCAUGCAGAAGGGUGGUAACUUGGGUGAAGUCUACAAGAGAUUGGUCAAUGCUAUCCAUCAAAUGGAGAAGAAACUGAAGUUUGCAAAGAAAGACAACAUGGGUUACUUGACAUUCUGCCCAAGCAACUUGGGUACCACCAUGAGAGCUAGUGUGCAUAUUAAGAUCCCUAAGCUUUCUCAGAGACCAGACUUCAAAAGUAUCUGCGACAAAUACAACCUCCAGGCCAGAGGUAUCCAUGGUGAACAUACAGAAAGUGUUGGCGGUGUCUAUGAUAUCUCUAAUAAACGCCGUAUGGGUCUCACAGAGUAUGAGGCUGUCACUGAAAUGAUGAGGGGUGUCAAUGAGAUCAUUCGUGAGGAAACCAGCAGUUAAAUUUUUUUCAAUUGUAAAAUAAAAAUGUAUCCGGGAUUAGAUAACAAGAUAAGUCUACUAUGUUAGAAGUUCUGUUUGAAAAAUCUCAGAUACCAACUUUUAGACUGUAAAAGGCUUUUGCCAUGCAGGUGAAAAUAAAAACCUUAAACCUU